Paramecium pentaurelia is the source of this 294-nucleotide messenger RNA. NCBI's taxonomy places the organism in Eukaryota, Ciliophora, Oligohymenophorea, Peniculida, Parameciidae. The record is from the annotation of a GenBank genome assembly.
UAAUGCAAGACAGAUUCAAUUUUUAAACUUAAACAGAACAUUUACAUGCUCGUUAUGUUGGUACAGGAAAUCCCGAUACUCCAAAAUAUGUUUGGAAUAAUCAUAUACAUAGAGAUACAUUGGCAUCACAUAUAGGUCAUCAUAGUAGAAUGGUAUUCAUCUAUUUAAUGUUGAGGUUUAUUUCUGUACAGCUGAAAAUGAACCAAUGUGUCGAUUACGCUAUAAAUUUUUGACUAAAAUGAUUUAACCUUGUGGGCCUCCUCCUCCUGAUAUUGAGAAAGCAGAAUUUUGAUA